Messenger RNA from Cebus imitator (Panamanian white-faced capuchin), 901 nucleotides. It is a transcript of the gene RNLS, whose product is annotated as renalase, FAD dependent amine oxidase. Gene Ontology annotation, molecular function: oxidoreductase activity, acting on NAD(P)H. The transcript has 6 exons. Gene Ontology annotation, cellular component: extracellular region. The record is from RefSeq and is a predicted model, not a curated record. NCBI's taxonomy places the organism in Eukaryota, Metazoa, Chordata, Mammalia, Primates, Cebidae. Bases 188 to 901 code for a protein of 237 amino acids.
CCUCUCCAUUCCAGCCGCCUCCUCUCCGCCCCCUGCAGGCCGGCUGGAGGGACCGCCCAGGGCCCGGGUCCGCGAAGGGAGCACGGAACCAAAGAGCGCUAGCGCCGGUUCCACCGCCUUUCCACAAAUCCCGGGCCGCUCGGCCCCACCACGGAGACUCGGCGCGGAUUGUGGAUCCCCUUCCGCCAUGGCGCGGGUGCUGGUCGUGGGCGCCGGGCUGACAGGAAGCUUGUGCGCUGCGCUGCUGAGGAGGCAGACGACCGGUCCCUUGUACCUCGCUGUGUGGGACAAGGCUGAAGACUCAGGGGGAAGGAUGACUACAGCCAGCAGUCCUCAUAAUCCUCAGUGCACAGCUGACUUGGGUGCUCAGUACAUCACCUGCACUCCUCAUUAUGCCAAAACCCACCAAAGUUUUUAUGAUGAACUGUUAGCCCAUGGCAUUUUGAGGCCUCUAACCUCGCCUAUUGAAGGAAUGGUGAUGAAAGAAGGAGACUGUAACUUUGUGGCAUCUCAAGGAAUUUCUUCAAUUAUUAAGCAUUACUUGAAAGAAUCAGGUGCAGAAGUCGGCUUCAGACAUUGUGUGACCCAGAUCAACCUGAGAAAUGACAAGUGGGAAGUCUCCAAACAAACAGGCUCCCCUGAGCAGUUUGAUCUUAUUGUUCUCACAAUGCCAGUCCCUCAGAUUCUGCAGCUUCAAGGUGACAUCACCAACUUAAUUAGUGAAUGCCAAAGGCAGCAACUGGAGGCUGUGAGCUACUCCGCUCGCUAUGCUCUUGGCCUCUUUUAUGAAGCUGGCACGAAGAUUGAUGUCCCUUGGGCUGGGCUGUACAUCACCAGUAAUCCCUGCGUACGCUUCAUCUCCAUUGAUAAUAAGAAGCGCAAUAUAGGUCAUCAGAAAUAG